ACAAAAAUGACUCUAAAUCAAAGAAAAAUGCUGUUUAAUGAUUUGUGACAAAAACAUCAAAUAACUGAAUGUUAAUUAAUGUUUCAAUCCCUGCCUACUGCCAGAGUCACUCAAAAUGAUAAUGAAAGACCCUGAUACUGAAAACCCCUCAUAAGAGUGUUAUAGGCCACAGGAAUAAUUAAGUGCAGGUCAGAAAUCAUGUGAUGUAUUGAUGGGUCUGGUAGAACAAACGGCUGUUAUACACAAUGAGACACUCAUCAACUCUCUAGAGAGACUGUGUAACUACCUUCCAGACCAGUUCAAGAAUCCAUGCAUGAGAUUUCUUGAGUAUAUUGGACCAAUCCUAAUUGAAAUUAUUGAAGAUGGUGACACUCCAGAUUUGAUAUGUCACAAGAUCGGACUCUGCUACACGGAGAAAGGAAGGCAAUGCAAUCUCUUUCCCAUGAAGAAAAAUCAAAGACUGUACCAUUAUACAGAAGAUCCAAGACUGGUGAAGAAAGCUAAACGUCUUGACAUGCCUCGUAUAGGAGCAGGGAUAUGUGAUUUACCAGGAAUCAAAGAGAUAUGUGACUGGAUCAAUCUUAUAUUUUCUGACCAUGAACCAGCCAUUGACUUGGAUGGGGAUAAGCACAGUCCAUAUGAGACUUUGAGAGGUUAUUCAUGGCGAGGGAAGGAUUGUGAUGAUGAAAGACGAAGUACACAUCCAGGAGCCAGACCUAUAGACGGUGAUAGAGAAGUUGAUUCCAACUGUAAUGGUAUAAAGGGACACACUCCAGCUUCCAAUGUACCGUAUGAGAAUAUGUUCUGUGCACAGUCUCAGCCUCGAGGUAUUGCUGUGUUAGGGGACUCCAUCAGUGCACACUUCCAUCUUCCGAGAGAGUGGUUCAAUUCUACAGAACUCUCAGUGGCAAAUUUUGAACCUCUGCCAUUUAUCGGUGAAAAUGAAUUAGACUGGCCAGAAUUGUCCUACGGAACAGGAUUUAUGAAUGCAACAGAAGAAUUGAGUAAAGUGAUUCAUGGCCAUACAGAUUCCCUGUACCUGCGUCUGUGGCAGAGAAACAGAUGUAACUUUAGGGAUUACCAGAACAUUGCUGUAAAUGGGGCAAGAGCUAGUUCAAUGGUUGAUACUAUUGAAAAAAGUUUGUACAGAAACAUGACUGGAGAUUAUCCACUGAUUGUUAUAUAUGCUCUGGUGGGAAAUGACGUGUGCAAUGGACAUCCAGAUACCAUAGCACACAUGACAACCCCACAAGAUAUGAAGAAAUAUGCCACAAUGACACUGCAGUAUCUGGAAAAGAAUAUUCCAGCUGGAAGUUAUGUGUUUUUGACUGGUCUUGCUGAUGGUCGGGUUUUGUAUGACAAUCUGAAGAGCAGGAUUCAUCCAAUUGGUUCAUUGAGAAAUGAUGUCACAUACGCACAUUUCUAUGACUAUUUCAACUGCCUUGAGAUAUCACCCUGCACUGGCUGGAUGAACACAAAUGAAACUCUAAGAAACCUGACAACAAAGAGAGCGAUGGAGUUAAGUGCAGCAUUACAAGAGGUUGUGACAACUACAGCAGGGAGCUACAAGAACUUUAAACUUUAUUAUAAUGAAAACCCAAUAAAUAAAGUUAUAAAUGAAUGGAUGGCAGCAGGAAAGCCAGCCUAUGAACUUCUUGAACCAGUUGAUGGUUUCCAUGCCAACCAGAGAGGUAAUGCGGAAGUUGCACGAGUUGUGUGGGAGGAGCUACUACAGAAAUGGCCAGAGGCUAUAGGAAAGGAAAAUCCAUUCAAUGACGAGAUCAGGGACAUGUUUGGUGACCAAGGGGGAUACAGAUAAUCACAGUAGUUAAUUAUCUAGUGGAGAGAACAGAUAUGGUUCUUAGAAAUAAAAUCAAGGGAACCUGUUCAUGUGAUUAAAGUAGACUUUAGAAUCAGUAAUACAGUAUUCUACCAAGUCAGUUCAUUUUUAAUUUUAAUAAUUAGUAAUUUGAUUUUAACAGUCAAAAGAUAAGUUCCUUUUUUCUCAUAGUAUGUUCCAUUCGUUUACCAAUAGGAUACAGUCUCAGGGAAAAUGUUCUAAUUUUCAAAAAUAGAAAGAAAAAAGAUUUUGAGUUUUAAACUUUUUCAUUUAGAAAAUAAUGUUAUCAAGAAUUCUAAAUAUUCUGUUUUCUUUUGAAUUUAGCUGGUGUAAAACUUAUGAUGUUUUGUGUACUUUAAUUUUGACACUUACAAAAUAAACAAAUGCAGAUUUCAUUGAUUUCUUACUAAUGUGAAUCACCAGAAUUAUUAACCAGAAUAUAAAACAUGCAACAUUACUGUGAUAUGAUAGGUCCAUUUCAAUCAUGCAUUUAUCAGUUGACACAUACAAAGUAAAAUAAACAUUUUUUUGUGUCUUUCUCUUCAGGUUUUAUAAAAUAAAGUCAGUCUCAUGAAAACAAAACACUGAUUUAAAUAAUGUUAAAACAAUAAGGUUAUAUUGUUCCAGCAAGUUAGAAAAACAUUAACAAGUUAGUUGAAUAACAAUACUGGAUCCAGAACUGGCCCUUCAUUUGAACACUAAUGGAUCAUGCUCACAACAAUCUGAAACAAGUUUUGAAUAGACUGAAGUGGAUAUAUUGUCAUUGUGCAAUGUAUUUAAUCAUUUACAUAUCUGUGCAAUACAGCAUUUUGGCUGUCACUUUUUCUGUAAUUUAUUCAUAUUUAUUGUUAAUUAAAAUUCUGUGAUACAA
This is a messenger RNA of Mercenaria mercenaria, 2711 nucleotides long. Its product is annotated as acyloxyacyl hydrolase-like. The transcript has 19 exons. Gene Ontology annotation, biological process: sphingolipid metabolic process; negative regulation of inflammatory response; lipopolysaccharide catabolic process. The coding region runs from base 212 to 1819 and encodes 535 amino acids. Gene Ontology annotation, molecular function: calcium ion binding; acyloxyacyl hydrolase activity. The record is from RefSeq and is a predicted model, not a curated record. NCBI's taxonomy places the organism in Eukaryota, Metazoa, Mollusca, Bivalvia, Venerida, Veneridae. Gene Ontology annotation, cellular component: lysosome.